Messenger RNA from Zychaea mexicana, 691 nucleotides. RefSeq lists its product as uncharacterized. The coding region runs from base 232 to 510 and encodes 92 amino acids. The transcript has 3 exons. NCBI's taxonomy places the organism in Eukaryota, Fungi, Mucoromycota, Mucoromycetes, Mucorales, Lichtheimiaceae. The record is from RefSeq and is a predicted model, not a curated record.
CUCCGUCGUAACAAACCUCCUCACACACGAAACCAUCGUCAAUUAAUUAGAUUCAGUUUUCUUCCUCUUUCCAAGCUUGUACUAUCAGAUUCGUUAUAUAUACUAGUACACUACAUAAAAAACAGUCUCCGGUUAUGACAUCAUAAAAUUUCAAUUCACUUAUCACGAAGGGAAACAUAAUCACAGAGAUGAUUCUCCAGUAUCAAUAACUUUUCAAACCGAAAUGCUACUAUGAUAGAAAAAAUUGUUACGACAGCCGAAAUAUUAGUGAAGACCAUUCGAAUUUGCAGUACAACAUCCAGUAUUGGCGUUGAGCAGGGAGCGAAGGCUUUUGAGGAGAUUUCUAACAGCGGUUAUGGCUGGGCCGUUGUAUUCGGCUCGCAUUUGACGCAAGCCAUAAAUUUUUGGGUCCUUACUGCAUGGUACACAUUUACACUGCUACUGGUACUUGUUAUAAAGGGUCCAUUACAAUUUAAUCUGCUGUCUUAUCUAAGGGUAAGAAAAUUUUAGUGAUCGACGGCAAGAAUAAAAGCACUGAGAGCAACUUGUUUGAGGAGGAGGAGGAGAACAUCCCAAAACCAACUCCGAUACAUCAUUCCAAUUGAGCUUUGUGGGUAAUAUAUGUGCGAUGGAGGCAAAAGCCUUUGGUCCUCCGGUGCAAAUAUUCCAAAUCGAUCUGCGUAGCAAUGCG